This is a messenger RNA of Poecilia reticulata (guppy), 3526 nucleotides long. It is a transcript of the gene ext1b, whose product is annotated as exostosin glycosyltransferase 1b. Lineage: Eukaryota; Metazoa; Chordata; Actinopteri; Cyprinodontiformes; Poeciliidae. Gene Ontology annotation, cellular component: membrane. The record is from RefSeq and is a predicted model, not a curated record. Gene Ontology annotation, molecular function: glycosyltransferase activity.
UUUAUGGAUAUUAAGUCAGAAAAUUGUUCAAAAUUCAUACAGCUGUGUUGGUGUGUUAAAAGGAAGUUGGUUGUUAUCUGAUUUAAUCUGAAUAAAGGUCGAAAUAUUUCUCCUUUCGCUUCCUGUUGGGGGCGGGUGGCAAAAUAUAUAUGAAAACUGAAAAGCAGAAGUCUCAUCUGCAUGUUGUGACCGCGUUAUGGUGCAUUGAAACCCUGAGAGAGGAGAACAAAACGGAAAAUAAAGUCAAAAUGGUUAAUUAAAAGGCUAAAACAAAGAUAAAUCCUCACUUAUUCUUAAAGGAGACGGUGUUUCGCUUCCUUUUGCGUCCCCCAAUUAUAAAGUUACAAUCAGAUAAUUUACACCGGUUAUGAAUGGGUGCUUUCCUCCAAGUCCCGCCCCUUCCGUUCCCACACACGGACCAAUCAGCGGCGCCGCUUCCUCUCGGUGGGACGUAACGUCAACUGGCGUCGUGUCGGGAUUGGAAUGUUAGCGAGCAACAAUCGGAACAACUGAGCACUCGGUAAUUGGACACUCGGUCUGAGGAAUCCUGCCUUUUUUUCCCAGCGUAUCCCUCCAGUUUGAGGCUGCCGCUCGCUUCCCUCUGCUCGGCCGGACAACUUCGCCCGCUCCGCCGCUGUCUUCCGACCAUGUUCUUUUGAUAUUUGUGAGGGAAUGAGCGGAGGUGAUAAAUAAGCAGAGAAAUGCAGGGAUUUGUCAGGUUACAGUUGGACCGCUGAAGCGUCUCCCGGUGUUUUUGAUUCUUCCAAGCCGGGCACCAUGGAGCGAUAAAAGGACAACAUCCAGCCGGAGAGGCGUUCACACCGCCGGGGAUUCUUUCUUUCUUUAUUCUUCUUUUUCUUUUCUUUUUUUAAAAAAAAAAUUCUACCCGGUGUUCAACAUCCACCCUCCACGUCUGGGAGAGCCUCGGGGACCCCGGCCGCUGGCGCUCCAGCCUGGAUGAGGGGAAGCGGCCGCAGCGCAGAGGCUCCGGACAGGUCUUUGUCGGUGCGUCGCUGGAUGUGGUGAAACUCCACAAGCGGCGUACAAAUCGCCCACAUGCGCUGGAUCAAUCGCCGGAUCUCGGAGCACAACACGAAGAAGGGGGGUUGGGGAUGGAGCGAUGCAGCCGGGGCUGGUGAGAGCCUAACUUGGGGCCACUUUAGCUUUGUUAUUCCUGAGCAAGUCGCCUCUGUUCCCGGGACACAUGCAGGCCAAGAAACGCUACCUGAUCCUGCUGUCCGCCGGAGCGUGCCUGGCGCUGCUCUUCUACCUUGGAGGGGUUGAGCUUCCAGCGGCCAGGAGGAGCCGGCAGGACCGCAGCAGGAGCGGGUACCGGCCCGAGCAGCCGUGGCCCCACUACUCGGACCCUUUACACGCCUUCCUGCCCUGGGAUCAGACGGACACCGAGGAUUACAACCUGCACAUAUCUCCGACGCAGAAGCGGGACGUGAACAGGAGCGUUUACAGGGGCAAGCGGUGCCGCAUGGAUUCCUGUUUCGACUUCUCUCUGUGUCAGAAGAACGGCUUCAAAGUUUAUGUUUACCCCCAGCAGAAGGGGGAGAAGAUCUCGGAGAGCUACCAGAACAUCCUAUCCACCAUCGAGGGCUCCAGGUUCUACACCUCCGACCCGGGACAGGCGUGUCUGUUCGUCCUGAGUCUGGACACUCUGGAUCGGGACCAGCUGUCCCCUCAGUACGUCCACAACCUGAAGACGAAGGUCCAGAGCCUGCCUUUGUGGAACGACGGCAGGAACCACCUCAUCUUCAACCUGUACUCCGGAACCUGGCCGGACUACACGGAGGAUCUGGGCUUUGACAUCGGCCAGGCCAUGCUGGCCAAGGCGAGCAUCGGUUCUGAGAACUUCAGGCCCAACUUCGACGUUUCCAUCCCGCUCUUCUCCAAGGAGCACCCUCGGACCGGAGGGGAGAGGGGUUUCCUGAAGUACAACUCCAUCCCGCCUUUUAGAAAGUACAUGCUGGUGUUCAAGGGGAAGCGCUACCUGACCGGGAUUGGCUCGGACACGCGGAAUGCCUUAUACCACGUCCACAACGGGGAGGACGUGGUGCUGCUCACCACCUGCAAGCACGGGAAGGACUGGCAGAAACACAAGGACGCGCGGUGCGACAAGGACAACGCGGAAUAUGACAAAUAUGACUACAAGGAGAUGCUCCACAACUCCACCUUCUGCUUGGUGCCCCGCGGCAGACGUCUGGGCUCCUUUCGGUUCCUCGAGGCGCUGCAGGCUGCGUGUGUGCCGGUGAUGCUGAGUAACGGAUGGGAGCUUCCUUUUUCUGAAAUCAUCGACUGGAACACCGCCGCAGUCAUCGGCGACGAGAGACUCCUCCUGCAGAUCCCGACCACCGUGCGCUCCAUCCACCAGGACAAGAUCCUGUCGCUCCGACAGCAGACUCAGUUCCUCUGGGAGGCGUACUUCUCCUCUGUGGAGAAGAUAGUGCUGACCACGCUGGAGAUCAUCCAGGACCGAGUGCUGGAGCACGGCUCCAGGAGCAGCCUGAUGUGGAACAGCCACCCUGGAGGCCUGUUUGCCUUGCCGCAGUACUCCGGAUACCUGGGAGACUUCCCCUUUUACUAUGCCACACUGGGUAUUAAACCGUACCCCAAGUUCACUGCAGUCAUCCACGCCGUCUCCCCUCUGGUGUCCCAGUCCCAACCCAUUCUCAAGCUACUGGUAGCUGUGGCCAAAUCCCAGUACUGUGCUCAGAUUAUCGUCCUGUGGAACUGCGACAAGCCGCUCCCAGCCAAACACCGCUGGCCCGCCACCUCCGUGCCCGUCAUCGUGAUCGAGGGAGAGAACAAGGUCAUGAGCAGCCGCUUCCUGCCGUACGAGUCCAUCGUGACCGACGCUGUCCUCAGCCUGGACGAAGACACCGUGUUGUCCACCACAGAGGUGGACUUUGCUUUCACCGUCUGGCAGAGUUUUCCGGAGCGGAUCGUGGGUUAUCCGGCCCGCAGCCACUUCUGGGACAGCAACAAGGAGCGCUGGGGCUACACCUCCAAAUGGACCAACGACUACUCUAUGGUUCUGACCGGCGCCGCCAUGUUCCACAGGUACUACCACUUCCUGUACACCCACUACCUGCCCAGCAGCCUGAAGAACAUGGUGGACCAGCUGGCCAACUGCGAGGACAUCCUGAUGAACUUCCUGGUGUCGGCCGUCACCAAGCUGCCGCCCAUCAAGAUCACACAGAAGAAGCAGUACAAGGAGACCAUGAUGGGGCAGUCUUCUCGGGCGUCCCGCUGGGCCGACCCGGACCACUUCGCCCAGCGGCAGACCUGCAUGAACAAGUUCGCCAGCUGGUUUGGCGCCAUGCCGCUCGUCCACUCCCAGAUGAGGCUGGACCCCGUGCUCUUCAAGGACCAGGUCUCCAUCCUCCGCAAAAAAUACAGGGACAUCGAGAGGCUCUGACAGGACCGCCGCCCCCUCGGGGGAGACUCCACGCAGGGGGAGGCGCGCGACAGAGACUCCGUGGAGAGCCGGCGGAGCAGCCGCACCACGGCCGGGUGG